This is a messenger RNA of Biomphalaria glabrata, 1730 nucleotides long. Its product is annotated as G-protein coupled receptor dmsr-1-like. The record is from RefSeq and is a predicted model, not a curated record. The transcript has a single exon. Gene Ontology annotation, cellular component: membrane. Gene Ontology annotation, molecular function: G protein-coupled peptide receptor activity. Gene Ontology annotation, biological process: G protein-coupled receptor signaling pathway. Bases 283 to 1308 code for a protein of 341 amino acids. Lineage: Eukaryota; Metazoa; Mollusca; Gastropoda; Planorbidae.
AUCUAUUUAUUUCAAAACAUUGUUGUCUUCAAAGGUUCUGUGACAGUUGCAAGAUAUCUUUUUAUUUCAAAACAUUGUUGUCUUCAAAGGUUCUGUGACAGUUGCAAGAUAUCUAUUUAUUUCACAUUCAGCAUCUUUUUUAACCAAUGUGUUUAAUUAGCAUUUUCACUGUAGUGGUUAGGGUUAAUAUCGACACUUACAUUUUGUAGAAUAUAGUUUCUUUUAAAUUAUUUGAAAAAGUUUUAUGAGCUUGGUCUAUAAUACGUCAUUGAUUGGUCAACAAUGCAGAACGACCUGGAACAGUUCUCCUCAGCCUACCAUCAAAUACAUUCUUAUAUCGCAAUUCUAUUAUGUGUGUUUGGAGUUUUGGGUAACAGUCUCAACAUUUUCAUUUUAACAAGGAAAAAAAUGAUUUCAACGAUGAAUAUUUUACUGACCGCCCUGGCUGUGUUUGAUGGUCUGAAAUCAGCAGUUCAUCUUCCGUAUAUCAUAGUAGUUUAUUAUAUUCAUUCUGUGUCACAUAGUCCGACUGGUAAAGCUCGCUAUAUAAUGUUCUAUGCAAUAGUGGCAAUAGUUUUUCACACUGCAUCUAUUUGGCUGACUGUUUCCUUGGCGAUUUUUAGAUAUAUUGCUGUAAAAUUUCCAUUGAGAGGGGUUACCUUGUGUAGCAAAUACAGAGCGAAACUGACCAUCUUCAUUGUUUGUGUCGCAGCUGUUGGUGUUUGCCUUCCUAACUCUCUGAGUUAUUCGUAUGUCCGUCAUGAUAGCGAUGAUAUUAGCAAUGAGACACGAUGGGGUGUGAAAAUGAUGUUGGAGGCGGGAGAUUACUCUUUCGUCCAACGGCUCAACAUGUGGUUUUUAAGCCUCAUAGUUAGACUUCUUCCCUGUCUCUUGCUUUUGGUGCUUAGUAUUUUAUUAAUCCAAGAACUUCGAGGAGCGGCAAAAAGUAGGCCAAAACUAACAGGUCAAUGUAACUCUGAAAGUGACGACAUCAUCGAGAGACGAACCGAGACCAACAGGACCACUGGAAUGUUGGUGGUCGUGGUGGUGCUCUUUAUAGUGAUAGAGUUGCCUCAUGGGAUUCUUAUUCUACUACUAGCAAUCAGCAGCGAUUUCUGGAACUUCGAUAUCUAUAUAUCUAUAUAUGAAUCAUUAGGAGAUCUAAUUGAUGACAUCACUUUGAUGAACAACGGAAUUAACUUUGUCAUCUACUGCACAAUGAGUAAAAAAUUUCGAGAUACUUUUAUGGAAAUGUUCUGCAGGAAUGCCAUGUCUAAAUACACCCCCACAGGAAUACGUAACAUUUGAACUCUAUAAAGCACCCAGUUUCCAGGAAGAAGAAGAAGAGACAGACACAGAAAGCGAUGGAUAGACAACAUCAAAGAAUGGACAGGCCUGUCAUUGAAUGAAAUUCUAUCCAAGGCAAAGGACAGAGAGAGUAAAAGACUGUUGACAGAUCUUGUGUGGUGCCCCAAUGGUUUAAAAGACUAAGGUAUAGGUGAAGGUGAAAGUACCCAAAUUUCAAAGAGUUUUAAAGUCUAUAAAAAAAGCUAUCGUGUAAGAUUAGCUUAAAGUAUUAAUGAUGUCUUUUUUUACAAUACCUCUAUUCAAGUCACAACGUCAUGGAAAGUGGGGGGUGGAACCUUAAACCUGGACACGGUUCUCAAAAAAUAGCUGUAUCGAUUUUCCUAGAAAAGAAUUACUAGCUUGUUAGCCACACCGAAAAAGAA